This is a messenger RNA of Penicillium macrosclerotiorum, 1443 nucleotides long. Its product is annotated as pepsin-like aspartic protease. Lineage: Eukaryota; Fungi; Ascomycota; Eurotiomycetes; Eurotiales; Aspergillaceae. The record is from RefSeq and is a predicted model, not a curated record. Gene Ontology annotation, biological process: proteolysis. The transcript is spliced from 3 exons. Gene Ontology annotation, molecular function: aspartic-type endopeptidase activity. The coding region runs from base 1 to 1443 and encodes 480 amino acids.
AUGAGGAAUUCUUGGUUGCUGCUGGCAACCCUUGCAUCGCCUGUGCUAAGCCGGCUGUCCUUACAGCAACGAGAUGUCCCGGCAGUGGUCAAUUUGGGGAUUCAACGCAAAGAUGUCACAGACCCGGUGGCCCGUGAUCGGAUCAGGAGAAUGAAACGGGAUAAGACCGUAGUCAGUCAAACCUUGGACAAUGAUGAAACUCUUUAUUACUCGAAUAUCACCCUAGGAACUCCUGAGCAGAGCUUGCGCUUGGUCCUAGACACGGGUAGCAGUGAUCUGUGGUGCAAUGCGCCCAACUCCACCCUCUGUGAAAAGAAGAGCAAGCCCUGCAGUGACGCAGGUACCUAUGAUGCUAGCUCCUCUUCGACCUACUCAUAUGUUAGCUCCGAUUUUAACAUCACUUAUGCCGAUUCGUCGGGGGCUGCCGGUGACUAUGUCACCGAUACGCUUGGUAUCGGUGGUGUCACUCUCAAGGACUUUCAAUUCGGCGUGGGUUAUUCUUCAAGCUCGGACCAGGGUGUUCUGGGUAUUGGAUACGUCUCCAACGAAGCGGAUACGGAUGGCACCUAUCCCAAUUUACCGAAGGCGAUGGUCAGCAAGGGAAUGAUCAAGUCUAAUGCAUACAGCCUGUGGUUGAAUGACCUGGAUGCAAACACUGGUUCCAUUCUCUUUGGAGGGGUGAACACCAAGAAGUAUCACGGCUCCCUGGAGACACUUCCCAUCCAGAAAGUGAACGGAAUCUACCAGGCGUUCAUCCUUGCCCUGACUGCGGUCGAGCUCAGCACCUCCUCCAAGACCAACAACUACUCCUCCAGCUCUCUCCCUGCGGCUGUUUUACUUGACUCGGGAAGCUCCCUCACCUACCUUCCCGAUGGGAUUGUGGAGGAUAUCUUCGAUGACCUGGAUGUCGAUUAUGACUCUUCGAGUGGGAUUGGAUAUGUGCCCUGCAGCAUUGCCAAUGACAACAUCAACAUCACUUACACCUUUUCCUCCCCGAACAUUGUCGUGGGAAUUAACGAGCUGGUUCUGGACAUGGGUGACUAUUAUUUCCAGAACGGCGAGCGCGCGUGUGCCUUUGGCAUUGCGCCCGCAGGCGACAGCACCUCCGUUCUCGGAGACACCUUCCUGCGCAGCGCUUAUGUAGUGUACGACCUGGCCAACAACGAGAUCUCGUUGGCGAACACCAAUUUCAACUCAACCGAAAACAACAUCCUUGAGAUCGGAACCGGUGAUGAUUCGGUACCCGGCGCCACGGCCGUGUCCAACCCAGUAACCACCGUGGCCGUGGGUGGCUCAGGAGGACGCAUCGGUGGCAUUACAGGAAGCACAGCCGUCAUCUCCUCGGGGGAAGCGACUCGCAACGGGGCCGUGCCGCAGCGCACCGGCGUACUCGCGCAUUUGCUACUGAGUCUGGCAGGAGUCGGAUACUUCCUGGCGCUGUAA